Messenger RNA from Triplophysa rosa, 3638 nucleotides. RefSeq names its product nuclear factor of kappa light polypeptide gene enhancer in B-cells 2 (p49/p100) (gene nfkb2). The record is from RefSeq and is a predicted model, not a curated record. Lineage: Eukaryota; Metazoa; Chordata; Actinopteri; Cypriniformes; Nemacheilidae. Gene Ontology annotation, molecular function: RNA polymerase II cis-regulatory region sequence-specific DNA binding; DNA-binding transcription factor activity, RNA polymerase II-specific; protein binding. The transcript is spliced from 24 exons. Gene Ontology annotation, cellular component: cytoplasm. Gene Ontology annotation, biological process: innate immune response; response to cytokine; inflammatory response.
CGUAUACCACGUGGUUUCGGAAAUUCCCCUUGAGUCCAAGCAGUCAGGGGCUUUCCAGUACCCGAGCUUCAAAUUCAUGGACGUGUACAGGCUCAUAUGGAACAGGCUAAUACUAAAUGGGAAAGAAACCCAUAUUAUUUUUUCUUCAUGGAUUUGUUUAUGGUUUAGCUUGUUGCAAAAAAUUGCGCAAUCGUUCAGUUAGGUAAGCAGCUGACUCUAAACAGAAACUACACGAGAUCUGACCAACGUCACAGAUAAAAACGAGUCUGAAAGCCGGUUUGGAUGAUCCUACAACAACACACAGAAUGGCCGGAGCACUAAGGAUGGAUGACACACAGUAUCCAAUGAAGUUUGGAGAGUCUUUACCAUUUAUGAUGGACCUCCAAUAUCUGCAUCCACCUUUUGAGGUUAAGGCUGAACCCUAUGUGCAAGAGACAGUACAUGGACCUUAUCUGCAGAUAAUCGAGGAGCCUAAACAGAGAGGAUUCAGAUUCCGUUAUGAAUGUGAGGGCCCGUCCCAUGGAGGUUUGCCAGGGGCUUCCAGUGAAAGAAACAGAAGAACAUAUCCCACAGUCAAGGUUGCCAACUACGCGGGCCACGCUCGUGUAGAGGUUCACUUAGUGACACACACCGACCCCCCUCGCGUUCACGCACACAGCCUCGUGGGACGCCACUGUAACGACAGUGGCAUAUGCAUCAUUGAUGUGGGGCCCAAUGAUCUGACAGCACAAUUCAGCAAUUUAGGCAUUUUGCAUGUCACUAAGAGAGGAGUGGUGGACAUACUAACUAAAAGGUUAAGAGAAGAGAAGAGGAGGUUAAAAGAGCCUGGUUAUAAGUUUAGUGAUGGAGAGGAACAGGCUAUUUUGCAAGAAGCCAAAGAAUUGGGUAAAAGCAUGGACCUAAACAUUGUGAGAUUAAAGUUCACAGCUUACCUUCAGGAUAGCAAUGGAGGUUUCACCAGAGCUCUGAAGCCUGUUGUCUCCAACCCCAUAUAUGACAGUAAAUCACCAAAUGCAUCCAAUCUGAAGAUUUCCCGCAUGGAUAAAACUUCAGGAUCAGUGCUCGGAGGAGAAGAAGUCUUUCUGCUCUGUGAUAAAGUUCAAAAAGAUGAUAUCGACAUCCGUUUCUAUGAGGAGGAAGAAGAUGGAGGGUGGGAGGCCUUUGGAGAUUUCUCCCCCACUGAUGUUCACAAGCAGUAUGCGAUCGUGUUUAAAACACCGGCCUACCGCUGCACAGACAUCACACGGCCCGUCACAGUCUUCCUGCAGCUCAAGAGGAAGAAGGGUGGCGACUGUAGUGAACCCAAGCAGUUUACAUAUAUUCCACACAAUCAAGAUAAAGAAGAGGUCCAGAGGAAGAGGAUGAAGGCCCUUCCUCAGCCCUACGAUCACUGGAGAGGAGGAGCUGGAGGCUUUGGAGGUCCUGGAGCUGGAGCUGGAACAGGGGGAGGAGGGGGAGGAAUGGGCGGAGGUUAUCAAUUCAACCACACAUUGGAUAAUUCAGGAUUUUUUGUUCCAAAUUGUGGCUUUGGGGGAGGAGCACAGAUGUCUAGCUCCGCCCCUCAGACUGAUGGAUCUCAGAAUCAACCAACAAACACACAAGCUCAGCCUGGCUCUCAAAUGCAACAGCAAUUAAUUCAGAUCGUUCUGCAAAAUCAUGCCACUUUGACAGCAAAGAGCACUGCCCAAGCUUUAUUAAAGUACUGCAGCACCGGAGAUGUGCAGCCUCUGCUGACUCUACAGAGACAUCUGUGUGGAGUGCAGGAUGAGAACGGAGACACGCCUCUGCACUUGGCCAUCAUCCACCAGCAACCUGCUGUGGUGCAGCAACUUAUUCAUUUAAUGACUAAAAGCCCACAGCAGAAGUUCAUCAACAAAUUUAACAACCUCAGUCAGACACCAUUGCAUCUAGCCGUGAUCACAAAGCAGCCCAAGAUAGUUGAGAUUUUGAUGAGAAUGGGGGCAGACCUGAGUCUUCUGGAUCGAGAUGGUCGAACAGCACUUCACCUGGCCGCUCACACUGGAGAUGAAACUAUAUUACGAGUGGUCCUGGGAAUGCUGGGAGAACGCUAAGCCCAUUUAGUGAACUGCGCUGACUUCUCAGGUCAGUAUCCAGUUCAUAUUGCCGUGAAGAAAGAUGGCGAGCACUGUCUUAAAUUGUUGGUGGAGGCUGGAGCAAAAAUCAACAUGCCAGAGCAGAAAAGUGGCUACACAGCACUACACCUGGCAGUGCGAGACAACCUUCUAAAAGUGGCCUGUAAUCUCAUUACUGAGCUAAAGGCUGAUGUGAAUGGAUGUACGUAUGGUGGUAACAGUCCUCUUCACCUCGCGGCCAGUCAGGGUUCUCCUCAUCUCUGCUCCAUGCUGAUCGCUGCAGGUGCCAAUAAACGCCUGGAGAACGAUGAGCCUCUUUUUCUGAGCUCAUCUUCAUCAGAUGAAGAUGACGAAAGCGAAACAAAUAACGGCAACAGGCAGCUUCAAGCUGAGAUCGUUCAGCAAGUUCAGUGCAUGUCGAUUUCAUCCGAGAGAUGUGCAUUCAACCCACGCAAGAGACACGCAGCUGGACACACACCGUUUGAUCUGGCCAAAUGCCAAAAGGUUAAAGAUUUAUUAGAUGGUAGAAAAGCUCCUAAGACUAGUCCUUUUGCUUCCAAAAGGACCAAAAUUAGCACAGAGGAAGUGAACCAGAGUUUAGAUAAAGAGGUGCUUACAAAACUGUGUGAUAUCCUCAUUGAAGACAAUGUUCCCUGGAAAAAGCUGGCAGAAAAACUGGGCAUGCUCACUUUAACUCACCUGUAUCAGGAGAGCUCCACGCCGUGCCAGAUGCUGCUGGAGAACUACCAGUUGAGUGGUGGUCCGGUGGAUGUCCUGGUGGAGGCACUUCAGUCACUAGGUGUGAGUGAAGGAGUGAGACUGCUGAAAGACUGCAAACCCAAAGAGGACGAGCAAAAUUCAGAUUCUACAGCAGACAGCGGUUUUGGUAGUCAGUCAGGAUUCACUAUACCCUCUUCCAUUGGAGAGGGUGUAGCGAAUCCUGCCGUGGCCAAUCACUGAUCAUCAAGAUCCAUCCAUUGAGGAAAACGUGGCACUUUAUUUAGAAGCCUCUGCUCAGACUGAUGGGGCGAACUGACGGCUAACUAUUCAUCAUCUCAACCAUGUGGAAAUAUAAAGCACAUCGCAGAAGGAUUCAAAGAGGAUUGUCCUGAGGUCAAAAGCAUACUGGUAUUACAUAACAAAACAUUACAGCAGUUCUCAGUUGCUUUGAGACACAUCGAUUCUACUGGGUUUGGACUGAAACUGUGAUUUUAGUGCAGACAUUUCAAAUACUUGUAUUUAAAGAACAACAACUUGCUAAAAGUCACAUCACGGUAACAAGUACAGCUGUAAUCUUCGAAUAUAUUUGCGGUAUGUGUAAUAAGUCUGUUGUAAGCUCUUGUUUGAUAUAUGCAGCCUUUGAGAAAACUCUUGCGUAUUUGUAGAUCGCGAAGCAAUGCAAUGAAUUUCGUCUAUUUUCUGAUACAUCUUAAUACCUUCAUUCAACACUUUUAUUUAUGUUUAUUUUUGGUUGUUGUUAUGUGCUUGUGCUGUGGAUGAGUAAACAUGUGCAUGCAUGUUUUAAUAAAGCUAUUGUGUACAUUA